AUGGCUUCCAAAGUUGCUCUUGUGAUCCUUGUCAAUGUCGUCUUCUUCACCACAUUGGUGAGUUCCACUUCGGUUCCGUGCCCACCACCACCCCACUCGGACACUUGCCCUAGAGACGCCCUUGGGCUCAAUGCGUUGAAUCCUGUGAAGGCCUGGCAGUCCAGCUGUUGUGCCCUUAUCAAGGAUCUCGUCGAUCUUCUCUGCACCGCCCUUAGGGCUAAUGUUUUGUGCAUUAACCUGAACGUUCCGAUCUCGUUGAAUAACAUCUCGUUGAGUCUCGUCCUCAACCACUGUGGGAAGAAGGAUCCUUCUGGUUUCCAAUGCGCUUAG
Messenger RNA from Tarenaya hassleriana, 330 nucleotides. Its product is annotated as pEARLI1-like lipid transfer protein 1. The record is from RefSeq and is a predicted model, not a curated record. The coding region runs from base 1 to 330 and encodes 109 amino acids. The transcript has a single exon. NCBI's taxonomy places the organism in Eukaryota, Viridiplantae, Streptophyta, Magnoliopsida, Brassicales, Cleomaceae.